This is a messenger RNA of Dipodomys spectabilis (banner-tailed kangaroo rat), 1202 nucleotides long. RefSeq names its product C-type lectin domain family 4 member A-like. The record is from RefSeq and is a predicted model, not a curated record. The transcript has 6 exons. NCBI's taxonomy places the organism in Eukaryota, Metazoa, Chordata, Mammalia, Rodentia, Heteromyidae. The coding region runs from base 360 to 1058 and encodes 232 amino acids.
CAUUCUGCUUUGUGGAGCCCACAGGAGCGUGGUGUUUGUGGGGGGUCUCAGCACCCCGUUCUCCGGUGAAGAGCCAGCUUCCCCUUUUCCUUCCUUCCUAUUUCUUUCCUGCCCGUUCCCACUAUGACUUGCAUAAUGGUUCAGCCGAGAACAGCGGUGACGUGGAAUUCUCCGUGUGGCGGGCAGGGGUGGGGGGGCGCUUUGCCUCGAGCACUUCUGACCACAUCUGGGUUCUGACCACAUCUGGGUGAAGCAGAGGGGGCAGAGGGGACUUUGCACACGCUCGUGCGUGGCCUCUUCUGCGAGCAGACACCGAGACAAUGCGACAGAUGUGAAGGAAUCCCCCCCCGGGCGUCCACAUGGCCUCAGAGAUCACUUACGCCGAAGUGAGGUUCAACAGCCACUCCAGGCCCCCCAACCCCAAAGCAGAUGCGCCACAAGCUCCCAAAGCAAAAGCCACUGCCCAGCCAAGCAGUCUGGGGGUUUCCACGCUGCUGUUUGCGUCGCUGGUGACAUUUUUCCUGCUAUUGGCAAUCUUAUUCUUGGUUUUAUUUAUCAUUUUUUUUCAGAAAUAUUCUCAGCUGCUUAAAGAACGCCAUGCUGCGACAGAGCUGACCCACACCCAACUGGAGUGUAUAAAAAGUCCCGCGUCCAUGGGAGGAAAAGUCUGGAGCUGUUGCCCACAGAAGUGGAAACAAUUUAAUUCCCACUGCUAUUUCAUGUCUAGUGAUGUAAAUUCUUGGGAGAAGAGCAAGGAGAUGUGCUCUGGUCUGCAGGCGCAUCUGAUGGUGGUGAACAGCAAGGAAGAGCAGCAUCUGAAUGAUCGGUUCGCUUAUUACCUGGGCCUGUGGGACCCGAACCAUGAGAAUGACUGGCAGUGGGUGGAUCAGACGCCGUACAACCUCAGCGCCACAUUCUGGCGCCGAGGUGAACCCAGUGACCCAGGGGAAGCCUGUGUUGUGAUAAACAAUCCACGAUUGACAGGAUGGGGCUGGAACGACAUCCACUGUAGCAGCCCUCAGAACUCCAUUUGUGAGAUGGAGGCCAUCUAUCUAUGAUCGCCUCACUGAUGGCUCCUGGAUCAUCUUAUUCGUGAGCGAAGCCCGUGGUGUUGUGUCGGUAUUCAUCAUUUCCAUUUUUGGCUUUUUGGUCGGUGGUGGGGCUGGAACUCACAGUCUGAGCCCCGCUGUCCCUGAGGUUUU